AUGGUCCGCAGCACCGCGCUCCUCGUUCUCUCAUCUGUCUUGCUUGUCGGUGUCGUUCAGGCCGGACACGGCUGGGGUGGUGACAAUUAUGGAGGGAACAGACCGCCGUGGUGGAACGACGACAACGGCGACAACGACAACGGCAACGACAACAAUGACGAUAAUAGCAACAACAUCAACCAAGGAGCCCUAUUCUCUUCCGAAGCUAGCUUCAACAAAGCAACCCGAAUCCUCAUUGCACAUGCAGUCUUGGCCUCACUCGUUUGGGUGAUCUUCAUUCCCUCCUUCGCGAUAUUGUUGAGGUUAAACUUGAAAAGCCCCACUAUCCUCAAGCUCCACGCCAUUGGACAGGUUGUUAGCUAUAUCAUCUACAUCGCGGCUGCUGGGAUGGGUGUAUGGCUUGCCCAGCAAUCGGCAGCGUUUGGUAUCUGGAAUGACCCUCAUCCCAGGUUGGGCCUUGCCAUCUUGGCCAUUGCCUUUCUCCAGCCCAUCUUCGGCUUUGUCCACCAUCGCAUCUAUAAGAAAAGAGCACAAAACUCUGGCGCGGGCAAGCCAAGUCAAGCCCCUGGUCGGACCCCCGUAGGAAGAAUUCAUCUCUGGAUCGGGCGCAUCUUGAUCGCCUUAGGAAUCAUCAAUGGGGGACUUGGGAUCAGGCUAGCAUCAUACAGUCCCUUCCAAACCGAUGCAACUUCGCAAAAGGCCAGUAUCGCCUACGGCACUAUUGCUGGCUCCAUGUUCCUCCUUUACCUGAUCUUUGUGAUUGCCUUCGAGAUCAGACGGGCACGCUUUCAAUUGGCACACGAGGAGCGGGAGCGCGAAGUUGUACCGAAGGGAACACUGCCGACUUAUGAUGAGAGUGAAGAAUCUGUGGGAAGAGGGUCGCCACCUUCGCGUUACCAGUAA
Molecule: messenger RNA, 903 nt
Organism: Exophiala aquamarina CBS 119918
Lineage: Eukaryota; Fungi; Ascomycota; Eurotiomycetes; Chaetothyriales; Herpotrichiellaceae
Exons: 1
Coding region: 1-903 (300 amino acids)
Source: RefSeq, a predicted model, not a curated record